AUACCACUUUGGUUACGCUACAUUGACGAUACUUUCACCGCCGUACGACACGACGAAAACGACGCAUUCCACCACCACCUUAACGACCAAAGCACUGACAUACAGUUUACUAGAGAGGUCGAAGAAAAUGGUAAACUACCCCUUCUAGACUGCCUGGUAAGCCGUGACUACAACUCACUACGGACAACAGUUUACAGGAAACCGACACAUACCGACAGAUUACUGGGCGAGUCAUCCUACAACCCGACAUCACACAAAGCCACUACUAUCAGGACUCUUACCCGACGAGCGCAACUAGUAUACAAUACGACAGACAGCUUAUCCGACGAGAACAAGUACCUUAACGGUGUUUUUUCAAAGAACAACUACAACGAAGACUUCAUCCAACGCAACCCUCACAGACCUACUACUGCUACCGAAGCUAAUGACGAUGCAACUCCUACGACCACAGAAACUGUACCAUACAUAAAGGGAAUGUCUGAGAACAUCUCGCUCAUCCUACAACGAUUCAAUAUCCGCGUCGUUCACAAACCUAUUACCACACUACGUCAUCAGUUACUGACUAACGUUAAAGACAAAGAUGAACCGAAGAACAGACAAGGAGCAGUAUAUAAGAUCAAUUGCUCCGACUGCGACGCCUUCUAUAUCGGUGAGACUAGCAGAAAACUCACAACUAGACGGACUGAACACAAACGAACGACGAGGAAAGGCGAUGUCAACAAUCACAUUGCUGAACAUCACCGACUUACGAGCCACACUAUUGACUGGGACUCUGCGCAAUGCCUAACAUACAGCACCAACUACUUUCAACGACUGACCCUGGAAAGCUGGUUUACUAACUUGGAACAGACUCCCCUCAAAAGAUGUCAACCACUACCGGCACCAUACAAACGACUCAUUCACGACAUUAACAUUAACAUUACCAACGAACCGAAUAGAACGACCUAA
Molecule: messenger RNA, 948 nt
Organism: Pocillopora meandrina
Lineage: Eukaryota; Metazoa; Cnidaria; Anthozoa; Scleractinia; Pocilloporidae
Source: the annotation of a GenBank genome assembly